UAUUCAUCUUUCCCACCUCAAUCAGGAAGAAAAGAUGUCAAUAAUAAAAGUGUACAUUCCAGCCAAAAUGACACAAAGGUGGUUAGCGAGUGAAGGUUUGCGGGAAGAGAGUGAGACCUCUCGCGGCUGUGCCACCUCUGUGCGUCCAUAUGGCAAAGUCUUUGUCUGCUAGCAUCUGGCCAGCUAGCAUCCUCUCCUCCUACAAGGUAGUUGGAUGAUGUGUGCUGAUGGACAUGGAGACUCCUGAGUACUUGGACCUGGACCAGAUUGACUUUUCUGACGACACUGUGUAUUGUGUCAGCUCUCUGAAGAACAUUCCACAACUAUCCAGGAGGAAUGAUGCUCAGGCUGAGGAGAGACCUGCUGCAUCCUCCAUCAGCUGGAGUCGUGGCGCGGCGUCUCACCCGGGGGGCGGGGGCAUCAAACCCACGGGCCUGGCUGAUGUUCACAGUAAAUUCCGUCCGGUGAAGAGGGUGUCGCCUCUCAAGCACCAGCCCGAGACGCCCGAGUCGGACAGCGACGGGAAAGUCCAAGUCCAAGGUCAGGAGCCCGGAGCGGGGGAGGCGGCCAAAGACAAGCCGCCUCCCCCCACCUCCUCGGAAGGCAAGGUGAAGGUGGUGGAUGGCAGCGCAGUGUUUGGGGAGCUGGAGCACUACGACCUGGACAUGGAUGAGAUCCUGGACGUGCCCUACAUCAAGUCCAGCCAGCACUCGUCCACGCUGCCUCGCCCCCCCCCCGCACGCAGCAACCUGCAGGGAGGAACCCUGGAGAGGAACCACAGAGCCUCCUUGGCCACCACCUCGUUCUCUCCUCACCUGAGGAAGUCCAAGUCCAUGGAUCCUGACGCCCUGCAUCUCCACCGCUCACCUGGAGGAGCAGCCUUCCAGCAGGAGGCCCUCUGUAGCUCCUCCUCCUCCUCCUCCUCCUUCUGUGAUGGAGACCAGCUGCUGUCUGCGAGGGUGUACCCAGAAGCCCCCAGCCAGAGGUCAGGCAUGGAGCCAGCGGGGGGGGCCGCGCUGACCUUCCCCCCGCUGGGGGGCAGCCUGGCCAAGCCUCGGAGCACGGCGCCGGGAGGAGGGGGGAGGGCAGCGGAGGUGGACGAGGAGAGCAAGAAGAAGCAGAACAUCAUCAACAUCGUCCGAGAGGGCCAGAUCUCUCUCCUGCCUCACCUGGCGGCCGACAACCUGGCGCAGAUCCGAGACCAGGACGGGAACAACCUGCUGCACGUGUCGGCCUCUCAAGGCCACGCCGAGUGUCUGCAGCACCUCACCUCUCUGAUGGGCGAGGACGGCCUCAACGAACGCAACGCACAGCAGCUCACGCCCGCCGGCCUCGGCGUCAAGAAUGGACACCUGGAGUGUGUGAGGUGGAUGGUGAGCGAGACGGAGGCCAUCGCCGAGCUGAGCUGCACCAGAGAACACCCCAGCCUCGUCCACUACGCCGCACGCUACGGACAGGAGAAGGUGCUGCUGUGGCUGCUUCAGUUCAUGCAGGAACAGGCCAUCUCUCUGGAUGAGGUGGACCACAACGGCAACACAGGUGUUCACGUGGCAGCACAGUAUGGACACCUGACGUGUAUACAGGUGUGUAUACAGACCCUGGUGGAGUAUGGCUCCAACGUGACAGUGAACAACCAGCAGGGGGAGCGUCCCUCUCAGGUGUCAGAGCGCCAAGGUCACAGCACGUGUGCACGGUACCUGGUGGUGGUGGAAACAUGCAUGUCACUCGCCUCACAGGUUGUCAAACUCACCAAGCAGCUCAGCGAGCAGGCAGUGGAAAAGGUGACACUACAAAAACAACUACACAGACUGGACAACACCAAGUCACAUGGGACACCAGCCAGCGGGGGUCAGCAGCACCCGGUGGAGGCGUGGCCAGAGAUGACGCUGACGGCGGAGGGGACGCCCGCCGACGGCCUGUGGUUGGUCCGUCAGGGAGGGGCGGGGCCGGACACCGUGCCCCGUCAUAUGGCGCCUCCCACUGCGAGUAGGGACGGCCCCCGUGGGAGUGCCAUGGCGGAGAAGCGGGCCCGCCUCCAGCAGAUCAUGCAGCGCUCACUCAGUGAGUCCGACUCAGACGCCUGUCUGCCGGAAGCCCCGCCCACUCACGCCUCGCGACCCGACAGGCCCACCCACCUGCCCAUCGCAGAUGAGCACCUGCAGCUGGUGACGACCGCCCUAAGCCCCUCCCCCACCUCCAGCGACCCCGAGGCCACGGACACCCCGGGCGAGGCGGACGGCGGCCCCAAAGCGGCCACCAGCCCCAAAAGCGCCCUCAAGUCCCCGUCGUCCCGCAGGAAGACGGCGCACAACCUGAAGCUGCGGGUCACCUUUGACGAGCACGUGCAGCGCAGCCAGGAGGCGGAGCCUAGCAGAGGCAAGGACAGGACGCCCCCGGCAAGCUGGGACGCCAAGCGGCCUUUCGGGGCCUUCCGAUCCAUCAUGGAGAGUCUCAGCGGCAACACCAACUCUCCUGCCAGGAGGGCGGAGGGCGGGGCCUCCAAGGCCAAGACCAGGAGCAGCCAUGUUUGAUCACGUGACCUCCGUGUUUGAUCACGUGACCUCCGUGUUUGAUCACGUGACCUCCACGUUUGAUCACGUGACCUCCAUGUUUGAUCACGUGACCUCCAUGUUUGAUCACGUGACCUCCACGUUUGAUCACGUGACCUCCAUGUUUGAUCACGUGACCUCCAUGUUUGAUCACGUGACCUCCAUGUUUGAUCACGUGACCUCUGCUUGAUCUCUAUUGACACAGCACAAGUAAGUCAUGUGACCUGACAGGAAGCAGGGGUGUCCAAAGUUGAUGACAUCAUAGAGGUGGAUGUCAACUCAUGAAUAAUAAUCAUGGACUUAUGUUUCACACUUUUAGGACUAGGAGCCUUUUGGGGCCCCCGGGGAGCUUUGUAGCAUUGACCUUUAACUUCACUUCCAAUGACCUUUAACUUCACUUCCAAUGACCUUUAACUUCACUCCCGAUGACCUUUACUUAUAAUGACAACACACAACACCCCAUAAUGACAACACACAACACACCAUAAUGACAACACCCCAUAAUGACAACACACAACACCCCAUAAUGACAACACCCCAUAAUGACAACACACAACACCCCAUAAUGACAACACACAACACCCCAUAAUGACAACACCCCAUAAUGACAACACACAACACCCCAUAAUGACAACA
Messenger RNA from Entelurus aequoreus (snake pipefish), 3185 nucleotides. Its product is annotated as synphilin-1-like. Gene Ontology annotation, molecular function: ubiquitin protein ligase binding. The record is from RefSeq and is a predicted model, not a curated record. Lineage: Eukaryota; Metazoa; Chordata; Actinopteri; Syngnathiformes; Syngnathidae. The coding region runs from base 228 to 2531 and encodes 767 amino acids. The transcript is spliced from 12 exons.